This is a messenger RNA of Ceratina calcarata, 3991 nucleotides long. RefSeq names its product leucine rich repeat containing G protein-coupled receptor chaoptin (gene chp). The transcript has 16 exons. Gene Ontology annotation, molecular function: protein binding. The coding region runs from base 106 to 3975 and encodes 1289 amino acids. NCBI's taxonomy places the organism in Eukaryota, Metazoa, Arthropoda, Insecta, Hymenoptera, Apidae. The record is from RefSeq and is a predicted model, not a curated record.
UCGCUCAGUUCGAACCCCUGGGACCCUCAGUGCGGUCAUCGUGAUCGAGUCGCGACGAUCCACGAUCGCGAGCUCCGAUACAGGCUCUCUUGAUCCAAGGAAAACAUGAAUCUGGUGACUAUGGUAAAGGUCGGUUACGCAAUGGUGAUAUUCACCCUGUUGCUGAUGAUGUGGGCGUCGUUGGCUCGGAUGCACGAGCUACCGGUGCAAUACCCGCCGUGCUUCUUCAAUCCCCUUUGCACCUGCUCGAAAGCAAUGCCCGAUCUCGGUAUAGUCACCUGUUACAACGUGCCGAUGCCCCGUAUACCGCAGCCCAUAAACUCCUCGAAGGUGUUCAUGCUGCAGUUGGAGAACAACGGAUUGAUGUUUCUGCAGCCGCAGUUUCUCAUGAACACAGGUCUGUACAACCUACGGAUCAGGCAUAAUCCUCUGGCCGACAUCCCGGACGAAGCUUUCCUAGGGCUUGAGAGAUCGUUAUGGGAGCUCGAAUUACCCUACAAUCGCCUGGAGAGGGUUCCCAGCAGGUCGUUUAGGCACUUGCAGAAGCUACAACUCCUCGAUCUAACAGGUAACAAGAUAUCGAAAAUCGCAGCGGACAAUUGGCGCGGUUUGGAGAACUCGUUGCAGAAACUGCGACUGGGACGGAACGCGAUCGACAGGCUCCCGGCGGACGCGUUCGCCGGGCUUACUUACUUGGACAUGCUCGAUCUGCGGGAGAACAACCUGAAAGAUGUCGAUCCUUCCGUGUUCAGGGACGGCAUGGCGCAUCUGGUGCACCUCUACCUGAACGGAAACCAGUUGACUCACAUUCCGUACGCCCAGCUGUCCUCUUUGAAGCGCAUGAAGGUGUUGGAUCUCAGUUACAACAGGAUAUCGAAGAUGUUGAACCCGCAACAGGAACCGGAAAUCAGGGGGAUUCAGAUGUCCCUCGACAUACUGCGGCUCGAUUACAAUCAAAUCGAGAGCCUCAUGUCCGGUGACUUUCAACACUUCCUGAAGGUCAACAGGACUUACCUCGAUGGGAACCCGUUGACGAUGAUCGAGGAGGAUACGUUUAGAGACUCGAGAAUACGGGAACUUUAUUUCAGCGACUGCCGCCUGAUGGAAGUAAGUUCCUCCGACUUCAGGGGCUUGGAGUCCUCCCUCGAACUGUUGGACCUCUCGGGGAACAACAUCACGACCCUCCCGAGCCCCGUCUUCCAAGAGUACGACUUCUUGCGAACGUUGAUCUUUCGCGAGAACAAGAUACAAACCUUCUCUCCCGCUGAAGUGUUCAAUGGAUUCCAAUACUCCCUGUACCACCUGGACCUCAGCGGUAAAAAGAACGGAUUGGUGUCCCUUCAGGAUCUUCGACAGAUGAGAAAUAUGCGAUUCCUUUCGAUCUCGCGGAUGCCGAUACCGACGCUUUCGGCCGAAGACUUUAUGGAGUACGGGAUGGACAUCAAAGAGCUCCGCAUCGUGAAAAGCAACCUGAACACCAUCAAGAGUCACGCUUUCAUGCACGUCCGCGGAAUCAAGUACUUGGAUUUCUCUGAGAAUUCGAUCUCCUCGAUAGAAAACGAUGCGUUCUCCGAGGUCGGUCAUUCGCUUUUGACGUUGAGGAUGGCUCACGGAUUAUUCUCUUCCGUUUCCGAGAUACCGACCGCCCCUUUCAAGUUUCUAACGAAUCUGCAACACCUCGACUUCAGCAACAACAAACUUAAAUCGCUGCCGGACACGUCGUUUCACUUUCUGAAGAGGAUCAAGCGUAUCGAAUUGCAAGACAACGAGAUCAAUAACAUCCGGAAGGGAACGUUCCAGGGUGACAUCCAUUCGUAUUUGGAAGAGGUGAAUUUCGCGUUCAACAAAAUCACGACCCUGGCGACCCACACGUUCGUCGACCUGCCGAAAAUAACGAUGAUAAAUUUAGAGGACAACGCUGUAGACAAAAUCGAGAGACGGGCGUUUAUGAACAUGAAACUCCUCAAGUACAUUAAUCUACGCGGAAACAAACUACGAGACAUCACCGACGAAGCCUUUCAGAAUCUGCCGGAUCUGGAGUUCCUGGAUCUCUCGUACAACGACCUGAACGAAUUCAACUUUGCCUCGUUCGAUCAAGUGGGAACUUUGGCAUCGUUUAAAGUAAACGCUAGUCACAACGAAAUCCCAAAAUUAUGGAUCAAUAGCACCACAUUCACGCCUCCGACCACCAUCGGCGGUACGAUCCAAUCGAACAUCAAAGUCCUCGACCUCAGUCACAACAACAUCUCGGACAUAAUGAGGUUCUACUUCAAGCCCGUCGAAUAUUCCCUGACUCACCUCUAUUUGUCCCACAAUCAACUGAGCAACGUGACCCAAGGGGUCUUCGGGAACAUGCCGCACCUACAAUGGCUCGACCUGAGCCACAACGAACUGAUGGAAGUCGACUUCGACUGUUUCCGAAACACGAGGAACAUCCAAGUCCUCUCACUCUCCUGGAACAACAUCAUGGACAUCCCGGCGGAGGCUCUGAGACCUCUCAAGAAGCUGAGGAUCAUCGACCUCUCGCACAACAGACUGAGGACGUUGCCGGACAACUUGUUCUCGGACGCGAGUAUAGAGAGCUUGGAUCUGUCCCAUAAUCAGUUCAUGCGGCUGCCGAUUAAGAUCAUGUCUAUAUCGGCAGCGGCCAGUCUCUCCAUGCUGGACAUGUCUUGGAACACGCUCUCGGGAAUUCACACGACAGACGCUAUAUUCAGGCUCAGGAGUCUAACGUGGCUGGAUCUGUCGUACAAUCGACUGGUCAGACUUGACGAUGGAGUAUUCUCGGACCUGUUCUACCUGACUCAUCUCGACUUGAGUCAUAAUAAACAGUUACUGUUGGAAUCUCGCGGGAGGACGUUCCACGGGUUGGAGGACUCUCUCUUGUACCUCGACCUGAGCAACAUCUCCCUCUUAAGUAUGCCAGAAUUGCCAUUGCGACGAUUGCAAACGUUGUACUUGGCGCACAACGAGUUGGCAUCGAUACCAGCGGAAAUGGCAUCGAACCUGACGUCCCUGCACUAUUUGGACCUGAGCGCGAACGAUCUGACCGUGGUACCGUUGAUCACGCACAGUCUACCCGAACUGAAGACUUUCAACCUGGCUGACAAUCCCAUCACGGCUGUCAGCAACACCAGCUUCUUAGGCAUCGCCGACAGCCUCGAGGAACUGGACAUACGACGCCUGUCUUUGUCCAUUUUCGAGAGCGGAGCACUGUGCAAAGCGACGAAACUCCGCAGGUUGUAUAUAACUGCUUACAACGGCGUGAAGAAUUUCAAUUUUCCGAACAUUUUGGAAUACAAUCACGGCCUGAGGCACCUGGUCAUCGACGUACAAAACGAGACGAAUUUGGAGAAGGAGAUGAAAGGGAGGUUCCCCAACAAAUUGUUCAACGUAACUCUGACCGGUCGCGCGCUCAAGGACAUAAGUCCCGACAUUUUGCGAGGUAUAAGGAAUCCGCACUUGCACUUCGGGAUGUACAACACGAGCGUGAGCACCGUGCCGAAGGAUGUGUUCGAUAACGCCGAGUGGGUGAGGAACGUGACCGUUCAUCUUCAUCAUAGCGACGUGCGGACUCUGAACAAUCCGUCGAACGGGUACAAGCCGGGUGUACCGGGGAAACGAUUCUUGUUGAAACUCACCGUCGCGGGAAACUACUUCACUUGCGACUGCGACAUCGGAUGGAUGGAAGACUGGCAGAGGAAGCACAGGCAGUACCAAGAAGAUCGUUGCACCACUUACAGCGAGUUCAAGAACUUCGAGCGGGACGAAGAGGAUGACGAAUUUGAUUGCUGGGACAACGGUUGGGACGACGAUCUGCGCGAAUCGUUUUGCUUGAACAAGAACAACAUGUCGGUACUGGAAGCGUUGAAGACCGACCUCGAGUGCGGAUGGGGCGCCGCGGACUCCGUCCAAGCUCCUCACCGUUCCCUGCUCUUCUUCUUCUUCUUCUUUUUCGUGACGGUGAUUUAUUAAAGUCGUCUAAACAUUU